GCCUGGCUCCUGCCUCAGUUCUCUCCGGGCUCUUUUCUCGACAUGUCCCUGCUGAGAGGCACUCGGUUCCCGGCGGCGGCGGCUGGGAGGAAGCCGUCCAAGGCCCGAAGGAAAAAGCCGCCGGUCAAGCAGGAGUGGGACGGCACUGUUCACGAUCUCACUGUGCACCGUGCAACUCCUGAGGAACUGGUGCGACGGCAUGAGAUGCACAAGUCAAAGAACAAAGCUCAGGUACGUUUGGAAUUGCAAGAGAAAGCAUUAAAGAGUACAUGGAAGAAGCAGAGACCAAGAGUUCCCGAGUCUUUGGAAAAAAAGAAAUUGGCAUUGAUGAGAGAGAUUCUCUCUGAUCAGUACCAUCUGCAGGAUGUCCUGGAGAGAUCUGAUCGAGCCAUGGCUGUGGUGAAGGAUCUGUUUGGAGAUGCCCCUCGCAGGCAUUUAGGCUUCCCAAAUGUGACAGUGGCUCCUGACUGUGAUGUGGAAUCUACUCAAGGACCCAUUAUGCAAAAAUGUGAUGUCCCCACACAGCUUUCCAUUCUUAGCGAGUCUGUCAUGGAUCCCCAGGCUCUCAAUGAAGUAGGAGAAAGUUCUUCAGACUUCCCACUAGAAGGUGAGAACGUCCAGGAAGUAUCGUUCAACUCCAGAUCCAGUACUGAUAUAAACAGGGUGCUUUGCCUUCCGAAAGAGAAGAUCUCUGUGGGUGUUUGCCAAGAAAAGGCUAUUAAGCUACAAGCAAACACCGCCUCAUCACAGGAUGCAAGCAUGCUUGCGACUCCAGAAGCAGGUCUUCCAUCACUGGACUGUGCAGCCCUUAAUGCCACCAAUGUAGUGAAGAGAGUCCAUUCAAGACUGGAGAACGAAGAGCAGAUUGCUGAUAUCACAUACAUUGUGCAGCAAGUCCUGAAUGCCAACCUAAAGAAGCAAAAGCAGAUUUCAGCAAAAGUGAAAAAAACUCAAACUGUGCUGAUGCCAACCAGACAGAAGAGGAGUCACUUGAGCGCUGCUGCAGCUGCCUUUAGCCCUCCAAGCGGCCGUGUGUCCAACCUUGAUAUUUUGAACCAAAUGAUACAUGAUGUGGAGCAGCAAAUGGAGGAAUAUGAGCUGUGGACAGGACAAGAAGUCCAGCAAGCACCCAAUGGUCAUCAUGGGCUCUCUGGAUUUACUUACUCGUUGGUGAAUGCGCUGAGUCGAGUGAUGCAUUAUUUGAAAGAGAGCGAGGCGAGGCUGCGUCAAGAAGCAUUGAACAGGCAGCAGCUCGAAGGAGAAGUGAGUGAACAGCGAGCACUCAUUGAUGCUCUAACGGCUGAAAUCCUCCUUGUGAGAGAAGAGAAUCUUGCUUUGCAGACUAAGCUUCAGCAGUACAUGUUUGUAACGGAUGAACAGUUGACUUCACUCACUCGUGCACUUAAAGGGCUCCCAACUUCAGAAUCUAACAGAAUGAGAAGCCCAGGAGAAACUGGAGGGCUUUCAGUCCGGAGCCCAGAGGCUGUUCAGGGAAAACCUUUUUUAAAUUAUGUUGGACUAACAACAGAUAUCUUCAGUGGUGAAAGGAUGUCUGAACAUUCACAAAGAGACCUUCCCAGUAAAGGCCCAGUGUUACCAAGUCCUCCAAACAGUGCAGGAGUUGGCCAGAAUUUAUCAGCUCCUGUCAUUCAGCCGGUGGUCUUGUUAACUCCGCCACAGCAGAAGAACAGUCAGGCGCCACUUCCUUUUCAGGAUGAAUCCACUGGGAGACAGUCAGCCCAAGAAGACAGGUCUUCUGUCCCAGGCAAAGCACCAAUAAUGCUGCAGGAUGGUGCUCUCUUCCCCCAGAGAGGCAGAUUUCCCAUUGCAACUGGAGCCCCACAGAGCUUUCUACAGCCUGAUGGCCAGCCAGUCAAAAGCGCCUUCUCUGCAGUGGCAAGACCAGGUUUGGGUGGCUUUGCAGAGAGACUAAAUCCUGGCCCACCCAGGAUGUGUGUGCAGGAUGAAGACCUCCAGGGGCAGAUAGCUGAGCUCACAUUCCAGAACUCUGUGAUCAGAGCUCAGCUGAGCAAAUUCCAGCAGUCUCAUCAAGAGGCAGGGGAUAGAUUGGAGCAGCCAAGCCCAACACAGAACACCUCAGGCAAGGAAGAGCAGGAAACCAACCAAGCUGUCAGCAGCUUGAAAGAGCCACCAAAGAGCCUGGACGAGCGAAUAGCAGAGCUGAACCACCAAAGCGCCGAAGCACGCAGCAGGCUGCUGCAGCUGAUCAGUCAGCAGAAACUAGCCAUGUCUGUCUCUCCACCCAUUUCACCGAUUCCUUCGCCUCCUGUUAACUUGAGCAAAACUGGAAGGAGAAAAAUCGAGGUGUCUGUUCCGGUGGCAGAAACUCUGGACAGUUCCAAAGAAGAUUCUCCUUCUGCCACCAGUGGCACCAACACAAGAAGAUGUUCAGGUGCAUCCAGCCAGAGGAGUUUACCACAAAGUGCUACACUAGGAAACGCACCAUUGAUAGCUGAGACUCACAGGCGACAGGCAGAACAGCAGAGAGAAGAAGGCUGGUUUGCCUUAUCAAUGCACACUGGGUAGCACCAUGCCCAAUCGGAUGAAUUUCGGCAUUCAAUUGGUUUUUAUGGUAUUCCUGUACCCUUCUCUAACCCUUUGGGCUAGAAUGUGGAAAAUGUCUAUUAGUCAAUGCCACCCGUGUGCCAGGGUCCCUCCACAUCUCUGUUAUGAGCUUCACAGUUGGAGUUUGUGUCCAUAUCUCCAUUGAACAGGGACUGAAGUCUUGGAUGUUUUUGCCCCAAUUCACUAUUUGCUAUUGACAGCAUUGGGAUCUACUAAGAAGUGUAGCAGGAUGAGCACAGCUCCCCACUGCAAGCUUGUCCCGUUGAAGUUGACCCAACUGGUGUUAAUGGCACUGCUCACAGAGACGGCUUGCCAUGUGCCAUCUUCUCUGAUCUGUUGUACUUGCAGGCAGCAACCACCCAUGUAGGUGGCAGAUUUUUUUAAACUUUGGCCUUGAUACCAAAGUGAUACCUCUUUUGAGCUGUAUACCAAAGAGAACAGCUUCUAGAAAAGUUCCCCAUUGUUCUUGGAGGCUCAUCUCAGUCAUAUCCAGAGGAACACAAAAUGGUGACAUUUACAGUUGAAACUGUGUGCAGUUAAUGGGCUGGAUCCAGUGGAGGAUUUCCAGGGAAGGGGGAUUUUUGCCUGUUUCUCCCAUCUCACUGCAGACUUCCAACUCGCUCUCUUCUCUUCCUGGGUGUUUCCUGUCCCCCCGGAACAGCAUUGGGGGGGGGGUGCAUUUUGGGCCUCAGUAGAAGGGAAACAAAGUAGUUGUACUGCACAGGCAGAAAUCCGUCAGUUGACAUUUCCAGUGGAUCAAAGCCAGUAGUUUUACAUGAUUUUAAUGGUAGUGUCACUGGAAAGCAAGCUGAUUUUAGGGGGACGGGGCUGAUGCUGGGACAACAGUGGGAUUGUGGAAGUGACCUUCUUCCACUCCGGGCAGAGCCUUGGAAUGGAAGGUGUGACUUUUUUCUGGGUCUGGUUCAGCAGUACUUCAUCAUACCUACCGCAGUCUUUUGAUUUGCCCUGUUUUAAAGGACUGGCUACUUUGGGGGAUGUUCUGCUGCCCAUUCACCUUGGAACUUCAGGCACACCAAAUAUAUCUCGAGUGGGAGAGCUGGCCUCCGUUUUCCAGACUGGCCUCGCCUUCCAUCUUCAGAGCCUGUCUCUGCAUGAGAUUUCCCCUUUUAAUUUUGGCCCACGUUUCCCAUUAAGAUGGAGUCAGGAAACCUCCAGUUCCUUCAUCCUGUUCCCUCAAGUUAAUGGAAGCGUGUUCUGUAUUGUACAUAAGAACAUUCUAAUUUGUGGGAGCAGCGUAUGAACUGGAAGGUCAGGGUAUAAACUUGCCAGGCAGAUAGAGGGAUACGUUGGCAUUAUUCCAGCCUCCUUUCAGCAUCUGGGCAAAGAUCGAGCAAAGUAGGUGGCCAGAACAGAAUGCACUUGCUGCGCGCUUUUCCAAGGAGAGAAUCUUCUACUAGAAGGCAGGAUGGCUUUAGUACGGCAUCUCUUCGUUUAAAUGGCAUUGAGGCAGUAUGAAACUGAUUUGUCCUUUAUUACAAUAUUGUUGGGGUUGUAUCUUUUGAUAGUAAUACAAAUAAACUAUAAAUGAGCAGCCCAGUUUGCUCUGAUGUAA
Molecule: messenger RNA, 4159 nt
Organism: Eublepharis macularius
Lineage: Eukaryota; Metazoa; Chordata; Lepidosauria; Squamata; Eublepharidae
Gene: SPICE1
Product: spindle and centriole associated protein 1
Exons: 17
Coding region: 43-2547 (834 amino acids)
Biological process (GO): regulation of centriole replication; mitotic spindle assembly; metaphase chromosome alignment
Cellular component (GO): spindle; centrosome; centriole
Source: RefSeq, a predicted model, not a curated record